Molecule: messenger RNA, 819 nt
Organism: Paramecium sonneborni
Lineage: Eukaryota; Ciliophora; Oligohymenophorea; Peniculida; Parameciidae
Source: the annotation of a GenBank genome assembly
AUGUUGUCAAACUAAUAAUAAUCGUUAAAUGAAUCCUUCCCUUUUACCAACUAUGAAUAGUUUUCUACUUUAUAUUAAGAAUUUCUUAAGAUCAUUAAUACUAAUAAUAUAGUAGAUAGCUUUUAAAAUUCAAAUUAUCUUGGUUAACUAAUAAAAACAGAUACAAGCUUCAAAAAUUAGGAUUCUCAAUCUAGUAGUCCCACUCAGAUUCAUCAAAUAAAAAUAAAAUGUCACAAUAGAAAUAUAGCUUAACAAAAAUAAUUAUAACAACAGAUAAAUUGUUAAAAUAAAAAUUGUUAGAAUAAAAGAAAAAAUUUAAAUGAAACUUAGUUCGAAGGUAAAACUAUCCUAUUAUGUAAUCGAUGUUUAAACAAUUUGAACUUAAACAACUAUUGUGAAUAUUGUAUUUAAGUAAUAAUAUUUUCAAUAAUUUAAGAUAUAUGAUCCCACUCUAAAGUAUGAGAUAGAUGAUAAAUAAUGGAUUAUGUGUGAAAAAUGUGGCAGAUGGGUAUAUUUAAUUUUUUAUUUUUAUAGAAUCAUGUUGAAUGCGAACAAACUUUGGGAAAGUAGAAUUUACACUAAAUUUCUUAAUAAACAAAAUAUAGAUGUUCCUAAUGUCAAAAAAAAAAUAAAUAAUAAGCGAGGUUAAAAAUAAAUAAAGAUAUAUAUUAAAAUCAAGAAUAGAUAAAUACUAAAAUAAAAUAACCUGUAAAAAUAAUUAAAUUAUCUAAUAAAGAAAUUUUAGAUGAUCUUUCUCUUCUAAGAAAUUUGAUGUUAGAUGAGAAAUAAAAAAAAGUGAAAAUAGAAUUAAAUUAAUGA